This is a messenger RNA of Ixodes scapularis (black-legged tick), 885 nucleotides long. Its product is annotated as neprilysin-11-like. The record is from RefSeq and is a predicted model, not a curated record. The annotation marks the transcript as partial. Lineage: Eukaryota; Metazoa; Arthropoda; Arachnida; Ixodida; Ixodidae. Gene Ontology annotation, cellular component: plasma membrane. Gene Ontology annotation, biological process: protein processing. Gene Ontology annotation, molecular function: metalloendopeptidase activity. The transcript is spliced from 7 exons.
UUCUGUUACUACGCUUUGGGACUGUAGCAGGCGCAAAGGUGAUCCUUGAAAACGAAGGAACGCUCUUCCCCGAAUAUUCGAUAUUUGAUUCUACACCAGUCCUGAACAGAAGGGUGGACCAUGAAUUGCUGGACGACAGCACGGAUCUUCAUUAUGUCAGCUCUAAUCUGCUCGACGACUGCUGAAACCAAAGGAGAGGACGAUGUCUGCAAGACCGCUGACUGUAUGAGACUGGGUUUAGAGCUUAGUGGUGCUAUUAACGCAUCAGCAGAUCCAUGUGAUGAUUUCUAUGACUACGUGUGCAAAAAGUGGAAGAAUAAGACCCGAAUUCCGCCUUAUUUGCCUAGCUAUGGACACCUGUGGUUGAUACGGGAUGAAGUGGCCAAGAAGAUUAAUAACAUUUUAAGCAACAUGACCAUAACAGCAUUUCAAGCUGAAUCUCUCAAUGAGACAAUUGCAAUGGCCUAUCAAUCGUGCAUGAAGGAAGAUUCGUCCCAACCAGCGGAAGAAAUAAAACGGCUACAAAAUACCUUGAAGAGAUUCGGCAUCCUUGAAUGGCCGAUGAUGACUGGCUCAAAUAAAACCAUAAACUGGCAAGAAAUAUUUCGAAAAAUCCGAAUUGGAGCAGACAUGUUGUUUAUUUUUAGUGUAAAUCUAAACCCUAACCUUACCAACACGUCAGUGCGAGCCAUUGACAUUGACGUUUCAGAAUUUGUGCCGACUUCGUAUCAAAUUUACGAGGCGCAAAAUAAAACUGACAGCGCUGUGGAAGCCUAUAAAGAUUUCAUCGAGCAAACAGUAAUUUUGUUUUUGGAAGAGAAGGACAUUAAUAUAGCGACAAAGAUUGCUCAAGAUAUAUUUGACUUCGAAGUAAAUUUAACAAAG